Messenger RNA from Carassius gibelio (silver crucian carp), 3448 nucleotides. RefSeq names its product coiled-coil-helix-coiled-coil-helix domain containing 3b (gene chchd3b). Gene Ontology annotation, cellular component: mitochondrion; MICOS complex. Bases 233 to 2665 code for a protein of 810 amino acids. NCBI's taxonomy places the organism in Eukaryota, Metazoa, Chordata, Actinopteri, Cypriniformes, Cyprinidae. The record is from RefSeq and is a predicted model, not a curated record. Gene Ontology annotation, biological process: inner mitochondrial membrane organization. The transcript has 9 exons.
ACUGAUAAUUAUAAACGUUUAUUGGCUGACAGAAUUGAAUCGCUGGAGGUUGAAAUGAACGCUAGGCUGUGGAGUGAAAUUCCUCUGUGUGUGAAAGUAGGGAGGGCUGAGCUUAACACGAGGUUUUGGGCUUUAGAUGUCUACGCUCAUAUACUGAACACCCCAGUCCGUAAGAAAAAUAAAAUUUUUGGGGUUUUAUUUGUAAUAAAUAUCGCGUGAGACCAUCGAAGUGAUGGGGGGAAAUAUUAGCUCGCGCCACGUUUCCUUCGACCCUGCAUUUGAUGAGGAGGGGGUUACAUUCGUGAAGGGCAUUAGGCUUUCACAAAGAGUGAUUGAUCGUAUGAAGGAGUCUCCACCUGUGGUUCACCCGCAAGCUUCACCCAAAUCUUCCACCCAGUCAACAGCUCCUGUAGCUCCUCCGGUCGAGCGAUUGGUUCCAGGCGAACAUCAAGUACCCAUAAUCCCUCAUCCUCCCUCAUAUGCCAGUACUUUGGUUCCUCCUCCUGUUUCAGUGCCAAUAAAACCUUUAGUGCCUUUAGUAACUGGGACUGAGGAAACAUCUGCACCACCUUUAAAUCUCGUAAAGUCACCUGAAAGUCUUCCAAACCCUCCACCUACAGGUGAUGAGCAUGUAGCUAUACUUGUACCUGACCCUCAGCCUGCUGUGCUGCCUGCUGAACCCAUAAAUUCUCCUUCACCAGUGUCAAGUGAACCAAUAACUGCUUCUCCACGAGUGGAACCCCUAACACCUAUAGGGUCCUCGGUUGAACCUGUAACACCUAUAGGGUCCUCUGUUGAACCCCUAACACCUAUAGGGUCCUCGAUUGAACCUGUAACACCUAUAGGGUCCUCUGUUGAACCCCUAACACCUAUAGGGCCCUCGGUUGAACCUGUAACACCUAUAGGGUCCUCUGUUGAACCCCUAACACCUAUAGGGUCCUCAGUUGAACCUGUAACACCUAUAGGGUCCUCUGCUGAACCCCUAACACCUGUAGGGUCCUCGGUUGAACCCCUAACACCUAUAGGGUCCUCUGUUGAACCCCUAACACCUAUAGGGUCCUCGGUUGAACCCGUAACACCUAUAGGGUCCUCGGUUGAACCCGUAACACCUAUAGGGCCCUCGGUUGAACCUGUAACACCUAUAUGGUCCUCUGUUGAACCCCUAACACCUAUAGGGUCCUCAGUUGAACCUGUAACACCUAUAGGGUCCUCUGCUGAACCCCUAACACCUGUAGGGUCCUCGGUUGAACCCCUAACACCUAUAGGGUCCUCUGUUGAACCCCUAACACCUAUAGGGUCCUCGGUUGAACCCGUAACACCUAUAGGGUCCUCGGUUGAACCCCUAACACCUAUAGGGUCCUCGGUUGAACCCGUAACACCUAUAGGGUCCUCGGUUGAACCCGUAACACCUAUAGGGUCCUCUGUUGAACCCCUAACACCUAUAGGGUCCUCGGUUGAACCCGUAACACCUAUAGGGUCCUCUGUUGAACCCCUAACACCUAUAGAGUCCUCUGUUGAACCCCUAACACCUAUAGAGUCCUCGGUUGAACCCGUAACACCUAUAGGGUCCUCUGUUGAACCCCUAACACCUAUAGGGUCCUCGGUUGAACCCGUAACACCUAUAGGGUCCUCUGUUGAACCCCUAACACCUAUAGAGUCCUCUGUUGAACCCCUAACACCUAUAGAGUCCUCUGUUGAACCUGUAAUUGUAUCUGCUGAAGAUCUUGUUCCAUCUGCUGAACCGAUUGAUCCUAUAGAAACUCCAUCAUCUCUUACUUUAGCUGCUCCGCCAACAUCUGGCGAGUCCAUGGACUUACCUGUUGAACCUGAGGUUUCAACCUCCCCAAUCUCCAUACCUGCUCCUAUUCAGUCUGUCUUGGAGGAGUCUGCUGUUUCGCAGUCAGGCUCUGCUUCAUCUGUGGUUUUGCCUGAUGAAAUGCCUUGCAAGAUGCAAAUAGGUCCAAUUUCCACGGGAGAUCCUGCAGUUCCUCGUGUUCACCUGGUUGAGGAACCUGUUGCGCCACAACUCAAGGUCUUUCCACUGGAAACACAUGCUGUGAAUGAGGAAAAGCUCAAAAGGCAGCUCAGAGAAGAUCUCCAGAAGCUCCUGAAUGAGGAAAUGAAUAUUGCAGAGCAUAACAUGAGACAACAGCUGGAGGAAGAGAAAGCUAAAGCGAAGGCCCAAGCUCAAGCUGCAGCCCGACUCCAGAUUCAGGACGAGGUCCAGAAGCUUCUGGAAGAGGAGAAGGCAUCCUAUCAACAGACCCUGGCAGAUGCCAUUAGGAUGGAGAAACUGAAGGUUCAGGAUGAGCAUCUCAUAACUCAGUAUUAUUGGAUGGAGAGGAAGGCUCAGAAGCUGGAGGAGAAGGAGAAAGAUCUGGAAAAUCAGGAGGCUUUGUUUCGGGAGCAGAUUGCCAAGAUGCAGGAAAAGAUGGCUAGGUUCACAAAAGUUACUGCUGAAAAUUACAAGAAAGGCUUAGAGGAUGCACACAAGCGCUUCAGGCGAUGCCAAAUCAAACCAGUGUGUUCAGAUCUGCAGAGUCAGAUACUGAAGUGUUACGCUGAGAAUAAAGGUCAGACUAUGAGCUGUUCUAACAUCGCGUCACUGUAUAUUCAGUGUGUGGACCGUGCCAGACAGGAUAAAAAGCUGAGCACCGGAGGUUAGCUCACUGGGCUGAACAUCAGAUGAGAAGGCCAUCAAUGCAAACACACACACAUUAAAAAUUAUUCAAUUAGUUUAAUUGUUAAUUACACAUUUCAGCAGGUUUAAAUAUGCCUUCUCUUGAAUAUGAGCCAUUAUCGGACCACUAUGGAGAAAUACCUCAACUGGUUCCAGACUCUGUGAACUCCUAAGCUAAAUGGUUUCAUGUGCUAUCGAGUGCUUUGUUUGUGUGUGGAGACAUAGUGAUUUUCUUCUGUGUUCCUUCUUGUUUUAAAAUAGUGCAUGACCAAAAAGUACAAAGCGAUGCACAAUCUGGAAGCUGUUCUUUGAUGACAUGUUUUUGCAUAGUAAAAAGUUUGUCUUUUUCUUUGAAACCUGAUAUUAUAGGUAUUUUGGACAAAUGAUUGAAAUCCAAGCUGUGCUGCUAAAAGCCGGUCAAAUGUGUAAAAUGGGUAUUAAGGAAUAGUUCACCCAAAAAUAAAAAUUUGCUGGAAAUGCACGCAUGUUCAGGUCAUCCUAUAUGUAGAUGAGUUUGUUUCUUUAUCAGAUUUGGAGAAAUGUAGCAUUGUAUCAGUUGCUCUCCAAUGGAGUGAAUGGGUGCCGUCAGAAUGAUAGUUCAAACAGCUGAUGAAAACAUCACAUUAAAUCAAAAACACAAAAGGCAUGCAAAUUAAAAAGUGCCAUGUUUGUAAGAAACAAAUCCAUCAUCAUGUUGUCUCAUCUGAAUCGGGAAAGAAAUAUUCAAAGAUCAAGCACAGUUCACAGGUGAGACAACUAUAGGGAAUG